GAGGCGGAAGUUGCACCCGAGGCGGAAGUUGCACCCGAGACGCAAACGGCGACACACAUGCCCGUACUUGGCGACCACAAGGCAAGACGACGUUUAAUCGACUUUAAAAACAUUCAACAUGUUCAAAGAGUUGGUGAAGGAGCGACUGAUGGCGGCGGCCGAUGAAAUAUUCGCACUGUUCGAAGGAACGAUCGCGUCCUACGAGGAGGAACUUUCUCGAACAAAAGAAAGGAACGAGCUGCAACGACAACAACUGGACGCUGUUCGCAAGACUCAAACAGUUACACAACUUAAAGACAUCCAGCCGCUGAUUGUUUGUCAGGAUGGACGUCCCUCUGAGCUGCAGAAGCAGAAGGAUCCACAGCCCCUGCACAUUAAAGAGGAGGAGGAGCAGGAGGAGGAGGACCUCUGGAUCAUUCGUCUUCCAGCGCCGGAGGAAGAUAAUCUCGCAAAAUUGCCACAGGCUGGUGUCUCCAUGAAGUAUGAAGACCGUGACCACAUACCACUUCAGUCCUCGCCGCUUCGUCGCCGUCCAGGUAAGGAGAACAAACGGGCGGAGUCUCCAAGGAGCAGCUCACCAAAACACGCGACGACAGAAGAUGACGGAGAUGACUGCGGAGGAUCCCAAGCAGACAACCUCUUGGCUCCACUCUCAGAUAGUGACAGCACAAUAUCUCACUCCGACAAAGGCAGGUACGACACCCAAAAACCUUUGUGCAGUGGUACGGACUGUGAAAGUGACAUGAGGACGCCGACUGACAACCUACAGUCCGAACACUCCGAAAAAAAGACACAUUCGAUUACGGGGAAUAUUCACAAGAGAACACACACAGUGGAAAAAGCUUUUGUUUGUCCGUUUUGUGAUAAACGAUUCUCUCAACAAUCAACAAUGUUAAAUCACAUUCGAACGCACACAGGAGAAAAACCGUUCAGUUGUUUUGUUUGUGCUAAACGAUUCUCUCAAAAAUGCACCAUGUUAAAUCACAUGAGAACGCACACGGGAGAAAAGCCUUUUGUUUGUUCAUUUUGUGGCGAACGCUUCACGCAGAAAACAUAUUUGGUGUCGCACAGGAGAACGCACACAGGAGAAAAGCCCUUUAGUUGUUCAGCCUGUGGUAAAAUAUUCUCUUAUAAGUCAAAUAUGGUCAAGCACAUGAGAACGCACACAGGAGAAAAACCUUUCAGUUGUUCAGUGUGCGAGAAACCGUUCUCUGAUAAGUCAAAUAUGUUAAAACAUAUGAGAAAACACAAGACGAUGGCCUUUUAGUUGUUGCCAAAGAUUCUUUAAAGGAGUCCAAUCUGGUGAAACACUAAAAAACGCACAAAGCAGGGAAACACUAUUCGUUAUUUUACUUACUUCCUGUUUACCUCCAGGCAAGUAAAGGAUUAAAGGAACUUUGUCAUACCAACACAUAUGACUGCACUCACAUAAUUUUUGGAGUAAUUAGAUUUUCCAGGUAUAUUGGUGGCACAAGUCUAUAAGACACAUUGAAACAAGGCGCUUUAGUUCAUUCAAUGUCUCCGUCCUCCUCCAGCCCUUGUGCUGGAUUUUGUGCGGUUGCUUUUCCUUUUUCUAUGGCCGAGAUGUCAGGUCCAUUGUUUUGAACUUUUAGUGGUUUCUUCUGCAUGAUGAGUGUGAUUGCAUAAGGGCUGACUAAAUAAGUGCGUUUGAUUUAAAGUGAACUAUUGAAUUGAAGUGAAGUGAAUUAUAUUUAUAUAGCGCUUUUCUCUAGAGACUCAAAGCGCUUUACAUAGUGAAACCCAAUAUCUAAGUUACAUUUAAACCAGUGUGGGUGGCACUGGGAGCAAGUGGGUAAAGUGUCUUGCCCAAGGACACAACGGCAGUGACUAGGAUGGCGGAAGCGGGAAUCGAACCUGCAACCCUCAAGUUGCUGGCAAGGCCACUCUACCAACCGAGCUAUACCGUGAUCCGUUUGGCCAUUUCAUUGGUCUAUAUUUUCAACUGCGGGGAGGGUAAAGGCCUACUGAAAUGAGAUUUUCUUAUUUAAACGGGGAUAGCAGCUCCAUUCUAUGUGUCAUACUUGAUCAUUUUGUGAUAUUGACAUAUUUUUGCUGAAAGGAUUUAGUAGAGAACGUCGACGAUAAAGUUCGCAACUUUUGGUCGCUAAUAAAAAAGCCUUGCCUGUACCGGAAGUAGCAGACGAUGUGCGCUUGACGUCACGGGUUGUGGAGCUCCUCACAUCUGAACAUUGUUUACAAUCAUGGCCACUAGCAGCGAGAGCGAUUCAGACCGAGAAAGCGACGAUUUCCCCAUUAAUUUGAGCGAGGAUGAAAGAUUUGUGGAUGAGGAAAGGACUAGAGAAAAAAAAGAUGAGGAGAGUGAGAGCGAUUCAGAUGUUAUUAGACACAUUUACUAGGAUAAUUCUGGAAAAUCCCUUAUCUUCUUAUUGUGUUACUAGUGUUUUAAUGAGAUUAUAUGGUCGGACCGGAAAGUCGGAGGGGUGUGGUGACCGCCAGUGUCUUCGAUGGAAGCCACGUUUUUUCGACAAGGCAAGGCUGCCGGGCUGAGAUUUUUUUUUUCCCCCCUCCACGGUGUAAGCAUCCGACGGUCGGUGGCGGCUGGUGGGAGGAGGCAAGAGAGUCCGCAGCUGCAGGAGGCACGACGCAAGCUCUCCGCUCAUAACUACGGUUAGAGCCGACUUAAUACCACCAUUUGCACACCGAAACCUGCCGGUUCACAUGUGGUAGGCAACCAUGUUCGCUUGACCGCUCUGUUCCAUAGUAAAGCUUCACCGGCUGUGUUUGUGUUUCUAAAGGUGGCCGCAAUACACCGCUUCCCACCUACAUCUUUCUUCUUUGACGUCUCCAUUAUUAAUUGGACAAAUUGCAAAAGAUUCAGCAGCGCAGAUGUCCAGAAUACUGUGUAAUUAUGCGAUUAAAGCAGACGACUUUUAGCUGGGAUCAGUGCUGGAUCAAAAUGUCCGCUACAAUCCGUGACGUCACGCGCACGCGUCAUCAUACCGCGACGUUUUCAACAGGAUACUUUGCGCGAAAUUUAAAAUUGCAAUUUAGUAAACUAAAAAGGCCGUAUUGGCAUGUGUUGCAAUGUUAAUAUUUCAUCAUUGAUAUAUAAACUAUCAGACUGCGUGGUCGCUAGUAGUGGCUUUCAGUAGGCCUUUUAAAUUUAUCGGUUGCAUUUGAAGCUAGUCAACCCGGGGAAAAAAAAUCCAUAUAAUAUCUGCAACAUUGUAUAAAGUGCAUUAUUCAAAACAUGGCCAAAUAGUAUUGGCUUAUACUCCGGAAAUUACAGUAUGUCAAAAUAUUUUUUUAAGGAAAGAUUCCCUGAAAACAGGAGGACCCCUUACUGUAUUUAACCAAUCAUUGUCGACAGCACACACUACCCCUGUGAAGGUUCCAGGAAGUUUCCAAAACUUCAACCGAGCUCACGAGAACUCAGAAAAGUUCCUGAAGAACUAGUUUAGGGUGUAAACACAGGGCGAUCUUUAUUUCCUGUAAAAGUUCCUGUGGUGGAAAAGGGAAUUUUGAAAGCAAAACCAAAAUGAUCUAAUUUUGUAGGGUUGUUUAGUUACCAGUGACUUUGUUUUGCUUCAAAAUUGUUUUAUAAUAUAAGAGUAAAGAACUGGUAGUUUAAAUAUUCUGUUGAUAUUAUUUAACUGUCAAUAGUACUCAUCUUAAGCAAACUGAUAAAAAUGGACAGUUAAAGUUAAAGUAGCAAUGAUUGUCACACACACACCAGGUGUGGCGAAAUUAUUCUCUGCAUUUGACCCAUCACCCUUGUUCACCGCCUGGGAGGUGAGGGGAGCAGUGAGCAGCAGCACUGGUCGCGCCCGGGAAUCAUUUUUGGUGAUUGAACCCCCAAUUCCAACCCUGAGUGCCAAGCAGGGAGGUAAAUGAUAAAUGAUAAAUGGGUUGUACUUGUAUAGCGCUUUUCUACCUUCAAGGUACUCAAAGCGCUUUGACACUACUUCCACAUUUACCCAUUCACACACACAUUCACACACUGAUGGAGGGAGCUGCCAUGCAAGGCGCCAACCAGCACCCAUCAGGAGCAAGGGUGAAGUGUCUUGCUCAGGACACAACGGACGUGACGAGGUUGGUUCCAGGUGGGAUUUGAACCAGUGACCCUCGGGUUGCGCACGGCCACUCUCCCACUGCGCCACGCCGUCCCAACUACACACACCGAAACCUGCCGGUUCACAUGUGGUAGGCAACCAUGUUCGCUUGACCGCUCUGUUCCAUAGUAAAGCUUCACCGGCUGUGUUUGUGUUUCUAAAGGUGGCCGCGAUACACCGCUUCCCACCUACAUCUUUCUUCUUUGACGUCUCCAUUAUUAAAUGAACAAAUUGCAAAAGAUUCAGCAGCGCAGAUGUCCAGAAUACUGUGUAAUUAUGCGAUUAAAGCAGACGACUUUUAGCUGGGAUCAGUGCUCGAUCAAAAUGUCCGCUACAAUCCGUGACGUCACACGCACGCGUCAUCAUACCGCCACGUUUUCAACAGGAUACUUUGCGCGAAAUUUAAAAUUGCAAUUUAGUAAACUAAAAAGGCCGUAUUGGCAUGUGUUGCAAUGUUAAUAUUUCAUCAUUGAUAUAUAAACUAUCAGACUUCGUGGUCGGUAGUAGUGGCUUUCAGUAGGCCUUUUAAAUUUAUCGGUUGCAUUUGAAGCUAGUCAACCCGGGGAAAAAAAUCCAUAUAAUAUCUGCAACAUUGUAUAAAGUGCAUUAUUCAAAACAUGGCCAAAUAGUAUUGGCUUAUACUCCGGAAAUUACAGUAUGUCAAAAUAUUUUUUUCCCGGUGCGUGUUCAUAAAUUUAAGGAAAGAUUCCCUGAAAACAGGAGGACCCCUUACUGUAUUUAACCAAUCAUUGUCGACAGCACACACUACCCCUGUGAAGGUUCCAGGAAGUUUCCAAAACUUCAACGGAGCUCACGAGAACUCAGAAAAGUUCCUGAAGAACUAGUUUAGGGUGUAAACACAGGGCGAUCUUUAUUUCCUGUAAAAGCUCCUGUGGUGGAAAAGGGAAUUUUGAAAGCAAAACCAAAAUGAUUUAAUUUUGUAGGUUGUUUAGUUACCAGUGACUUUGUUUUGCUUCACAAUUGUUUUAUAAUAUAAGAGUAAAGAACUGGUAGUUUAAAUAUUCUGUUGAUAUUAUUUAACUGUCAAUAGUACUCAUCUUAAGCAAACUGAUAAAAAUGGACAGUUAAAGUUAAAGUAGCAAUGAUUGUCACACACACACCAGGUGUGGCGAAAUUAUUCUCUGCAUUCGACCCAUCACCCUUGUUCACCCCCCUGGGAGGUGAGGGGAGCAGUGAGCAGCAGCACUGGUCGCGCCCGGGAAUCAUUUUUGGUGAUUGAACCCCCAAUUCCAACCCUGAGUGCCAAGCAGGGAGGUAAAUGAUAAAUGAUAAAUGGGUUGUACUUGUAUAGCGCUUUUCUACCUUCAAGGUACUCAAAGCGCUUUGACACUACUUCCACAUUUACCCAUUCACACACACAUUCACACACUGAUGGAGGGAGCUGCCAUGCAAGGCGCCAACCAGCACCCAUCAGGAGCAAGGGUGAAGUGUCUUGCUCAGGACACAACGGACGUGACGAGGUUGGUUCCAGGUGGGAUUUGAACCAGUGACCCUCGGGUUGCGCACGGCCACUCUCCCACUGCGCCACGUCGUCCCAACUACACACACCGAAACCUGCCGGUUCACAUGUGGUAGGCAACCAUGUUCGCUUGACCGCUCUGUUCCAUAGUAAAGCUUCACCGGCUGUGUUUGUGUUUCUAAAGGUGGCCGCGAUACACCGCUUCCCACCUACAUCUUUCUUCUUUGACGUCUCCAUUAUUAAAUGAACAAAUUGCAAAAGAUUCAGCAGCGCAGAUGUCCAGAAUACUGUGUAAUUAUGCGAUUAAAGCAGACGACUUUUAGCUGGGAUCAGUGCUGGAUCAAAAUGUCCGCUACAAUCCGUGACGUCACGCGCACGCGUCAUCAUACCGUGACGUUUUCAACAGGAUACUUUGCGCGAAAUUUAAAAUUGCAAUUUAGUAAACUAAAAAGGCCGUAUUGGCAUGUGUUGCAAUGUUAAUAUUUCAUCAUUGAUAUAUAAACUAUCAGACUGCGUGGUCGGUAAUGGGUCCCAUUUUUUUAGUCUUUGGUAUGACUCGGCCGGGGUUUGAACUCACAACCGACCGAUUUCAGGGCGGACACUCUAACCACUAGGCCACUGAGUAGGCCUGUGCCUUAUUAUCCGUAAUUACUUACUGCCCAUGUUGCCUUUUUGGCAAGCAGGGCAACAAAAAAGAUUUCCGGACACCUUACUUUAUUUUUGUCUUGGUUUUAUAUUGUUAGAGUUCUAUAUGUUAUCAGGCUCUGUUGAGUCUGUCUCUGAAAUUGAUGUCUGCACCCAGUCAUGUGUUACAGUACUCCCAAGACAUGUGGACUCAUUGAUUGUUGUUGGGUUACUUUAUACAGAUCAUUAGUUUAUGGAUCUGAAAUAUCAAGGGUCGUCAUUUCCGUUCAAUUUGUGUUAAGUUUGAGCAACUUGAGAGUUUUUCCUCCAGGGUGUUUGUACCUGUGCUGUCCGUCUAUGGUAUAGCAGUAGUUUACAUGUACUGUAGUGAUAGGUGAAGUAUGGCCAAGUUAAAAUAGCAAGGACGCAAUAAAAAAAAUGGAAAUAAUGAAAUUAUUCCAAAGUCAACAGUAAAUCAAAAACACAAAAAAAUCACUGCGAUGGCAGAACGAUUAUGGUCUGAGAAAAGCAAAGUCCAAACUGGCGCUACAAAAGAUAGCUCGCCACUUCAAGGAUAGCAUGAAAACAGUCCCUAAAACUGCAAGAAGAUAGUUCAGGUCGGCAGCAACACAACCAGCACCAUCACAAUAAACAUCGGGGUCCUCCAAGGAUCCGUUCUUAACCCCCUGCCCUUCUUGAAUUCUCCUCAUUCUCUUUCAUUUACCUUUUAUUCUUGCACAUUUGGCUAUGGGUGUUUGUUUAUUUCAGGUUAGAUUGUACAUAUUCAUGCUACUAUUUACAUUUUGAAUAUACGUUUUAUUGGUAUGUGUUGUUUGUACUUUGGGAAGGGGGGGGAAAAGGAAACAGGAUUUUCAUGCUCUGGACAUAUGGUGAAUUAGCAAUAAAGACUCUUGAAUCUUUGAAUAAAAGUACCAGUAAUAAAAGUAA
Molecule: messenger RNA, 7146 nt
Organism: Nerophis ophidion (straightnose pipefish)
Lineage: Eukaryota; Metazoa; Chordata; Actinopteri; Syngnathiformes; Syngnathidae
Product: zinc finger protein 79-like
Exons: 2
Coding region: 119-1267 (382 amino acids)
Biological process (GO): regulation of transcription by RNA polymerase II
Molecular function (GO): DNA-binding transcription factor activity; RNA polymerase II cis-regulatory region sequence-specific DNA binding
Source: RefSeq, a predicted model, not a curated record